Aspergillus puulaauensis is the source of this 1548-nucleotide messenger RNA. RefSeq names its product putative flavin-containing amine oxidasedehydrogenase. The record is from RefSeq and is a predicted model, not a curated record. Gene Ontology annotation, molecular function: oxidoreductase activity. Lineage: Eukaryota; Fungi; Ascomycota; Eurotiomycetes; Eurotiales; Aspergillaceae. The transcript has 3 exons. The coding region runs from base 1 to 1548 and encodes 515 amino acids.
AUGGCAAGCAAACAAAAGCGCAUCGCCGUCAUCGGCGCCGGUGCAGCAGGAAUGUCCUGCGCCUCAACACUGGCAAAACACCAGAAAUUCAACGUAACGCUCAUCGACUGCGCCGCCCAAACAGGCGGGCAAGCAACCUCACUAGAUCUCGACGCCUCCAAACACGGCGCAUCCUGGCUCAACGACGGCGUUCAGGGGGGCAGCUCGAUCUUCAAACACACCUUCAAACUCUUCCACGACCAGGGCUACAGCGCACAAGAAGUAAAACUGCAAGUCUCGUUCGGAAAGGGAAGCGAUAGUUUCUUCACGAACGUCUUCCCCUCGCGUCUUGUGGACCAGUUCCAGAAUGAGAUUUCAAAGUUCGGCCGCGUGCUGAAGAUUAUCAAGUACGGGUUCCCGGUCUUCGGGAUCCUGCCUAUCAAGGUCCUAUUAAAACUAUUCCGCUUCAGCACCGAGUUUGGGAAUAAGAUGCUUUUGCCGCUGGUGGCGCUGUUUCUGGGGACGGGGAACCAGACGCCGAAUGUUGCUGGGGGGUUGUUGGAGAGGCUCUUUGGGGAUCCGCAGAUGAGGCUUUGGGUGUUUGACCGGGAAGGGCUGGUGAGUGGGUUGCCGGUGAUGUAUACGUUUCCGAGAUUAGGGCAGUUUUAUGCGGAUUGGAGGAGGGAUUUGGAAAUGAGGAAGGGGGUUAGGGUUUUGCUUGGGAUGGAGGUGGAGGUUUUGCGCAGAGAUGGUGCUGGGGUUGUGUUGGGUAUGCGUACGCAGGAUGGGCAGCAGGUGGAGGAGGAGUUUGACGAGAUGGUCCUGUGUACGCCUGCAGACGAGUCGCUGAAGAUUCUCGGACGGCACGCGACAUGGAAGGAGAAAUGGGUUCUUGGGGGCGUGAAGUUCUUUGACGACGUGACGAUCACACAUAGCGAUGCGGGAUAUUUCAACAGUGUCUUUGAGACGAAGGCCCGAGAUGAGCUUUGCGCUGCAGCGACGACAACAGAGCGAGAAGAACAGCUCGCGUUUGCGAGAGCGGCGUCGACAUGCGAGGAAGAUGGCUGGACGGGGUUCAACCCGAUGUACUUCACGCAUUCGUAUGGUAGCGAGCAGGACAAGAUCGAGAUGGGGUUUGACUGCUCGAACUACCAGCACCAGUUCCGAGAGAGCGUGGGCGUUGGGAACAGGCCCUAUCCGCCAGACCAGCAUGUGUACCAGACGAUAUUCCUCGACAAGCAGCGGCAGGAUCUGUGGACGUGGGAUGCGAUUGACAAGGACAAGAUUAUUGGGCAGAAAUGGUGGCAUCAGUUUGGCCAUCGGUGGCAGCAUUACCUGCGGGUUGUGCCUGGGAUGAUGUUCAUCAAUGGGAAGAACAGGACCCUGUUUGCUGGGGCGUGGACUCUGGUUAAUAUGCACGAAAUCGCGUGUGUCUCGGGAAUUGCAGCGGCGUAUCGUCUUGGAGCGAACUACGACGAAUUCGAUGACUUUGCGACCGGAUUGUUCUCGAAGUAUCUUCUUGCCUGCCAUGGCGUCCGCUACAGGAGAGAAGACAGGAAGCACACGUAG